Molecule: messenger RNA, 1296 nt
Organism: Epithele typhae
Lineage: Eukaryota; Fungi; Basidiomycota; Agaricomycetes; Polyporales; Epitheliaceae
Product: peptidase S10 serine carboxypeptidase
Exons: 11
Biological process (GO): proteolysis
Cellular component (GO): fungal-type vacuole
Molecular function (GO): serine-type carboxypeptidase activity
Source: RefSeq, a predicted model, not a curated record
CUCGCGUCCGUGACCUCUACGAGCGACUUUGUCGCCUUGGCGCAUCCCCAGUUCCCUGCGCACCAGGUCAGGGUCAAGAAGUCCGAUUUCUGCGAUUCCACUGUCAACGUGUACACAGGUUACCUUGACGUCGACUAUGGCGCCAAACACAUGUUCUUCUACUUCUUUGAGAGUCGACGUGAUCCGGACAACGAUGACGUGAUGAUGUGGAUCAACGGAGGUCCCGGGUGCUCGUCUUCUCUGGGUUGCUCAUGGAGCUCGUAUCGACAUGAAAAACGAGUCGAGCAAUGGACCACCUGGAACCCAUACUCUUGGAACUCCGAAACGAACAUCUUCUUCCUGACCAGCCGUGAAGUCAACGUCGGGUUCUCUUACGCGGAAUUCGGAGAGACCAUCGAGACGACUGAAGACGCGGCCAAGAACGUCCAUGCCUUCCUCACGAUCUUCUUCGAGACGUUCUCACAGUUCAAGGGACGCCCGCUCCACCUUGCCGGCGAAUCCUACGGUGGACGCUAUCUGCCGUCGUUCGGGAGCUACGUCUAUGAUCAAAACCAAAUUGCGAUACAAGCUGGGCGCGACACCCUCAACCUGACAAGCAUCCUGAUUGGUAAUGGCGUCGUCGACUACACCAAGAUCUACCGCGGCAGACACGAGAUGGAGUGCGCAACGGCCGCGCUCCCAGUGCCGUUCCAGUCGAUUAGCGUCUGCGUGCAGCAAAAGACGGCGCUGACGCGGUGUGAGAAAGCGAUGCAGGCCAGUUGUGUGGAGGUGCAUGAUGAGAUCAACUGCCGCGCAGCCCUCAGCUUUUGCCAGGAGGUCGUGAGUGGCACGUACGCGCACAGCGGCCGAAACGUCUAUGAUAUCUCCAAGGACUGCAUCGGAGACCUCUGCUACGCCGAAUCUGGAGCGAUCACCGACUACCUGAACCAGCCUUCAGUCCGCUCUUUGCUCGGCGUCGAGAGCCCGGGCAACUUCACCUCCUGCAACGGGGAGCUCGGCAGCGCCUUCAGCGGGCGCCUGGACCGGACGACGAUGUCGCAGAACUACAUCGCCGCGCUCCUCGACCGCGGCGUCCGGGUGCUCAUCUACUCGGGCACGUACGACUGGCAGUGCAACUGGGUCGCGAGCCGGCUCUGGCUGGAGGAGAUGGAGUGGGGCGGGGCGGAAAGGUACCGCGCGAACGCGUUCCGCGACUGGGCCGUCGACGGGCGCACCGUGGGUGAGGUCAAGACGUCCGGCCUCCUCACCUUCGCGACGAUAUACGGAGCGGGCCAUAUGAUGAGUGCUUCCUUCUAG